Messenger RNA from Penicillium bovifimosum, 1878 nucleotides. RefSeq names its product zinc knuckle domain protein. Gene Ontology annotation, molecular function: zinc ion binding; nucleic acid binding. NCBI's taxonomy places the organism in Eukaryota, Fungi, Ascomycota, Eurotiomycetes, Eurotiales, Aspergillaceae. Bases 1 to 1878 code for a protein of 625 amino acids. The record is from RefSeq and is a predicted model, not a curated record. The transcript has 3 exons.
AUGGCCAAUACCUCGGAUGAAGAGGCUGAUUCGCGCACGGCUCUGGUGGGCGCACCGCGCCCUCGGCCAAAGGCGCGUUCCACGUCGCGUUCCACAUCGCAUGACAGCAACUCGCGCCCUAGCAAAAGACAACGGAGAUACAGGAAUAAGGAGUCAGACCUAGCAGACUUUGUACCCCGGGGUGGUGCUUUUACCGCCAAUUCCUUGCCCGUGGACCCAGAGAGCACCUCAAGCUCCGGGUCUAGUUCAAGCUCAAAUGAGUCUUCUGACUCCGAUGAUGACUCCGAUCCUGCCGCCGCAAACCCUCACGCUGGAAACACCGCGCCUGCUAUUAGUUGGAAUCAGGGUCGGAAAGCCGCAGUGCGGACAACACUGGGAAAGCGAUCGAUGCCAACAAAGGAGGAGGUUCCAACAAAGCAGAACACCGCGCAAUUUGAAGCCGUCAAUGACCGAUAUUGGCGCAGCCGCAGCGGGUCUGCAUCUUCGGCCGAUGGUGGAGACAAGCCCUCAGCAAAGGAGCCUUCGCAAGAAAAUGAAUUAGAAGAAGGAGAGGUUGACUCCAGGAGUGAAUCAGACUAUUCAGACUCCCUUGGUUCUGAAGCCGAUGACUCCAUAUUGUUGAAUAUUGGAGAAAAGAUAGACAUGGAUGGUGCGAAUGACUACAAUCCUGCCGAUCUGGCCCAACAGCAUCGGAUCGACAAUACAGUCUCACAAGCGACAGGCUCGGGAUUGAAAGAGGAGGCAUUCCGAAUUUUCUCGAUCAAGUACCCCAACGCACCCACCGCUUUGGUGGACCUCACUCAGGAAGACCUGGAAAUAUUGGCCAAAUAUGUGUACUUCAACCGCAAUAUCCAUGAUCUCGACCUCAAGCUUCCCAUCACCUGUAUUGAAUGUCACAGUGAGGGUCAUCUGGCCGAUGUCUGCCCUGCAAAGGAGUGUACACACUGUGGUGCCUGGAAUGAGCACCAGAGCAGUGUCUGCCCUAGCUGGCGACAAUGCCCACGAUGUCUAGAACGAGGCCAUGACGAGCCGAGUUGCACCUCAAAGCUCCGCGAAAUCCCAGGGGAUCAGCCCUGUGGCAACUGCAACCGCAGCGGCAAUCACCUCGAAAGCCAGUGCCCCUCGCUAUGGACGUUCCCAAUCAGGGACCUGCCUUCCGAUCAAAUCACAGUAUCGAUAUCCUGUGCAGAGUGCGGCAGCUCAAAACACUUGGUAGGAGACUGCGAUAAAGAGCAUCCAGCAUUCCAGUCGUCCUCAAAAGCCUCAUUUACAUUGAACGGCAUCGACCCGGAGAUGAUCACGAACCUCAAUACACAGCAGGGUCCCAGCCGUCGCUCAAGUCCCCCGUAUCGGGGAAGCUUCUCAAGAGGGGGUCGCUCGGGGUCGCUCGCUUCUCGUGUGAGCUCCCAACAUCGUCGAUUCAGAUCGCAAUCCCCAGACGACGAGGACAUGAUGUCUCUGACAUUGGAGCUAACCGUGGUCGCGGAAAUUUCUCCGGAAACAACAGUCGCCCCCGCUCACGCUCACCCCUUUCUUCGCGUGGUUCUUUCUCUGGAGGCAGCAAUAACAAUCGCGGUCGUAACCGUUCACCCGCGCCUCCACGUGGUGGUUGGAAUGGAAACAACAAUCGCAACCGCUCGCGCUCACCCCCGCGUGGACCCCCUUCGUCAAGAGGUGGAGGUCGACGAGGGUCCCAACGUGGAGGUCCUCCACGCGGACCGCGUGGCGGCGGCGGCGGUGGUAGGGGUCGAGGUAGAGGGUGGUGAGGAGGAGGGUGGUAAGGAGGAGAUGAGUAUUGUCCAUGAAUCAUUGUCCAUCUUGACGAACACUUAUGUGCAUAGUAUUCAGCAUUUGUUUGGCGUAUCAAUACGAGUAUGA